UUUUUAUCAAAAGUACAUUAAGUAUAAUCCGCGUGACGUUGACCAAUUCUAGGCGACAAAGUUCAAGCACCUAAGGUUGCAGUACUGUUUGGAGGGUCGCUCGAAAUAGCUACUCAUACACAGCUUACAAAUAUCAUAGAUAUAUGAAGGAACAUGUAGAGUGUCAUUCAUAAACAUUUUUCCCCUAAAAACGGCUUUAAACAUUGUAAAAAAAUAUUUGAGCACCAAUAACUGAAAGUAUGAAUGAUAAAUAAAGUGCCACAAACAUUCGUAGCAGCUAUAUUUAAUAGAAAAUACGCUGGUGGAAAUGCUCGACUCGGGCUACGGUGAAUCCGAAAACGUUGCGAAUCGCGCGUCGUUUUCGCUCGCACGGAGAAUGCAAAGCGGAGAUGAGAGAAGCAACAAAGAUAUCGCGCAGCUAUGAUACUCAGUCUUGGUUGCGAUGCUCUCGCGAGCGUAGAGGCAGUCGUGUCUUCGCGCGCUCGAGCAAACGAUAUGCUGUAUCUGAACUUUGCUCUCGCAUUGUCGGCGUUGCUGGUGCUGCUUCGGAGCGAUGGUGCCGCCUCGUGGAAGAAACGCGACGACAAGACCAGAUGCCCGAGGGUCAAAGCGAUGCGCAAUUUCAACGUGACAGAGUUUCUCGGCAGCUGGAAUGUGGUGCAGUACUAUGCUAGCUCCGAGGAGGCCAUCACUUAUCGCUGCAUGAGAGCCGAAUUAUCGGUCAUGCCGGAGAGCGCCGAGGUCACCAUGAACUUCACUUACAGCUUCGCCGACGACCCGAUCAAUGAACAGCUGGUCGGUAACAUCACGUGGACCAUACCGGCACCCGAGUCACCGGCUCACUGGGUACACGCCGAAAAGCCAUAUGAAGGCGUUUACAACACUUACAUACUGGAUUCGGACUACCAAUCGUGGGCGCUGCUGAUGCACUGCGCGGAGAAAAGUAAAACUCCUCGCUACCUUUCAAGUUUCAUCAUGAGCCGAAAAACUAAUCUCACUAAUAAUGUCAUCACGUACUUGCGAGAAAAACUUCCAAGGUACAACAUUGAUUUGGAAUACAUGUUUUCAAUGGACCAAAGCAACUGUACGACUUUGGAUCCAGUGUUAGCUAACUCUUACGUGCCUCCCUCGAUCAUUGAAGCUAAACAGAAGACAAAACCACGGAGGCAUCCUUUGAAGCGGAAGAACAAAAGAGAAUCGACGUAACUUGCUUUAAUAACGCUAAAACGUGUACAUAAUUUUUGUAUAGAAAAUAACUCAAUGAGCGAAGGCAGAAUAAAUAAUCAUAGAAUGCAAAAAUUUUAA
Molecule: messenger RNA, 1305 nt
Organism: Trichogramma pretiosum
Lineage: Eukaryota; Metazoa; Arthropoda; Insecta; Hymenoptera; Trichogrammatidae
Gene: Karl
Product: apolipoprotein D
Exons: 4
Coding region: 421-1206 (261 amino acids)
Source: RefSeq, a predicted model, not a curated record